CUACUCUCUCUCUUACUAUUCAGCCGUGUGUUUCUCUCUUUUCCUUUCACCUCGAAAUCUCUAAUCUUCCUCAAUCCCCUUCAAUGGAUGAUAAAUUGCCGGAAGAUCGAUCCACUCCUUUCAGUGGAUCAAUUCAUUCCCAUCCAGAAUUGAGCAGCCAGGCUACUAGAGGCAAUACAUGUGCAAGUUUUCAAUAUGACGAGAAUCAGAAGAGUCUUUGCUUGGCUUCAAGGCAAAGCACCAUUACUGAAGAAGUUAAUGCAGAUUCCCUCGAAAGGUAUUCGUUUGAACUAGAGGAGAAAAUAAGGGAUAAAGAUGUUUCUGCAGGCCAUUCUUAUGUAGGAGCAAAAGAAGAUGAAGGGAAAGCAAAGGAAAUUAGGCGUGAGGCAAAGUUGGAAGUAUCUACAGACGUGGUAUUGCGUAAUGAAAAGUACUUGAAAGAUUUCAUUUUGUUUUGCUCAAUAUUUCCAUCUGAUUAUGAAUUCACUAAGGAUAUGUUAGUUUGGCAAUGGAUAGCUGAAGGUUUGAUAAAUUUGGGAGAAGAUGAAAUAAUGGAAGGAGAAUCUAUCCGGUGCUUUGACACUUUGUUGAAGUUGGGUUACAUUAUGCCAGCUGGAUAUAAUCAUCGCAUUGACCAAAUGAAGUAUAGAGUUGGUGAAGAAAAGGUGAAUGCUUUCAUUCAAAAGCAACAGUACUUAGAACCUAAGUUUCAGAAAUAUUUGGACACUGAAGAGAUCACUGAUUCGCUCAAAGUUGACCGCUUGUCUUUGGCCUUUAAGGAAAUUGAUUGCAUUAAUUUUUGGACUAGCAAACAUUGUGGCCAACUGAAGAUGCUGAGUAUUCAUCGCUGUUAUGGGUCUAAAAUGAAAAAUCUUCUACCAUCCGAUCUUUUCUUGAAGUUGCAGGCCUUAAAGAUUUUAAAUUUGAGUCACACAGACAUAAUGGCACUACCAAGUUCUGUUGAAAAUUUGAAGGCAUUGCAAUGUCUUGACAUGUAUGCGACACCAAUUAUGGGUUUGCCUGAGUCCAUGCGUUGCCUUAGCAAUUUGCGGACUUUAAACCUCGAUGGUUGUUUGAGCCUCAGGACAUUGCCCAAAUGCACGAGUAUGUUGAUUAACCUGCGGCAUUUGGUUCUUGAUGUUGUGGGCCAGUUGCAGUCGAUGCCUGCAGGGAUUGGAAAAUUAUCCAAACUACGCACACUAAGGGCAUUUUUGGUCGGAGAGGAUGAAGGUAGUCGCAUAGGAGAGCUGAAGGACAUGAACAAGCUGAAAGGAUCACUUCUUAUAUCAAAUCUUGAGAAUGUUUCAACCAAGGAAGAGGCUGCAGAGGCUUACCUUUGUAACAAACAGGACCUUAAAAAGAUCGAAUUGCAGUGGAGUGAUCUUCAAGAUAACAAGAACCCAGAUGAAGAGGAAAUCUUGGAGUCUCUUCAACCCCCUCUCGGAAUCGAGGAGUUGAAAAUAUUCUUCUACAGUGGUGGAGUGCUUCCUUCUUGGAUAUCUAAUCCAUCAUUCACUGAGGUGGUUAGUAUAACCCUUUACAAGUGCAGAUAUUGCGAUACCCUACCGCCGCUUGGGGAAUUGCCAGCUCUGAAAUUCCUCUCUAUCCUUGAAAUGAAUGAGGUCGUAGAAAUCAACAGUCUCUUCUGUCGCAGGAAUCAAAUUACUAAUCAGCAUCGUCAUGUCGCAUUUCCUAAGCUCGAAAAACUAUCAUUUGAUUCGAUGGCCAAACUAGAAAAAUGGACAGGGGUCGUGAAUGGGGACUUCCCUUAUCUCCGUCACCUCAUUAUAGCACAUUGUGGAGAACUGGUUGUUCUUCCGUUUCUUUCACAUCUGAACUCCCUUUUGCAUGUGGAAAUAAUUAACUGCCCACAACUCUCAUGUUUGCCUGAAGGUGGAUUGCCUCCCACACUUGAACUUUUGAUGAUUAAAGAUUGUCCAAAGCUAAAAGAGAGGUGUUGUAACGACCAAUGCGACGAUUGGCCUAAGGUUGCUCGUAUUCCUGCAUUUUAUAUCAACAAUCAGAAGGUUUCUGUGUAAGUUUGCAGAGAUUCAGCAGAGAUUAGCGAGAUGAUUGCGUAGGUGCAGUUGCAGAGAUUCAGCAGAGAUGAAGAAUCUUAGUGCAACCUCCACUCCUAUGCUACAGAGUAAUUUCUCUGCCCAACAUAAACGAAAGAUAUGAAUUUUCCGGUGGUUCGUCGGAGCAAAAAUAGUGAAGGAAUUACGGUAAUUAGUAUAUAAUAAAUCCUCCGCAGUUCCCUCCUCAUCACUGUAAAUAUUCUUGGGAAAAUGGAGUUGCGGCUCAACAGAUUCUUGACUGAUUGUUGACGUUGUAAUUUCUAUAUUUGGUUAUCCCACAGAUUUUCAGGCUACAAUUUUUUGCGUCCCAAACCAUAUUGGAUUCUGG
This is a messenger RNA of Sesamum indicum (sesame), 2406 nucleotides long. Its product is annotated as putative disease resistance RPP13-like protein 1. Lineage: Eukaryota; Viridiplantae; Streptophyta; Magnoliopsida; Lamiales; Pedaliaceae. The record is from RefSeq and is a predicted model, not a curated record.